UUUUUAAAAUCUAGCAAACUUUUCACAUUUUUAUUGGAAAAGUAGCAAAAAUGAGUUUGGUGUGGACUUUGAUCGCCGGUUUUCUGUAUACAGAAAUCGCAGUGGUUUUGCUGUUGGUUUUGCCCGGAAUCAGCCCGUACAAAUGGAAUCGUUUCUUCAAAUCCAAAUUUCUAGCCAUGUUGGCCCAACAGGCACAUCUCUACUUUUUCCUAAUAAUGGGUGUGUUGGUGCUGUUCCUUCUGGAAGCUAUACGCGAAAUGCGAAAAUAUUCCAACAUUGACAACAGCGGCGAGGUCCAUCUUAACGUAGAAAUGCAGCACAGCAUGAGAUUAUUCCGGGCCCAGCGUAACUUUUACAUUUCCGGUUUUGCCAUUUUCCUUGUUCUGGUCAUACGGAAACUGGUCCAACUGAUUUCGGCACAGGCCAAUUUGCUUGCGCAGAGCGAAGCUUCCAUGAAACAGGCCCAGAGCGCUACAGCCGCUGCUCGCUCUCUGAUGACAGAGAAGACCGACAAGGCAAAGGAAGCUACCGAGGACUCAACCCUGAAUGAGCUCAACAAGCUGAAGGAACGCGUUCAGGAGCUGACCUCAGAAUUGAACCGCGAAAAGAAGGAUAAGGAAGCCGUCAAGUCCCAAGCAGAGAGCUUGAACCGUGAAUAUGAUCGCCUCACCGAGGAGUACAGCAAGUUGCAGAAACAAAUAACCAUUGGUGGCGGAGCUAAAGGUGCAUCCAUUAAGGAUGACUAAGCUAGACGCUCUUGAUGUCGAGCGCUAAAUAAACAUUUAAGGAAUGAUAAGACUUAUAACAUGGCGGUGGGGCGAAGGCAUCAACUGGAAAUACAGCAAGAUUAUAGAAGAUUAUAAAUCGAUAACAUAACCAAAAACACAAAAACA
Molecule: messenger RNA, 893 nt
Organism: Drosophila arizonae
Lineage: Eukaryota; Metazoa; Arthropoda; Insecta; Diptera; Drosophilidae
Product: B-cell receptor-associated protein 31
Biological process (GO): endoplasmic reticulum to Golgi vesicle-mediated transport; intracellular protein transport
Cellular component (GO): endoplasmic reticulum membrane; endoplasmic reticulum
Source: RefSeq, a predicted model, not a curated record